Messenger RNA from Drosophila rhopaloa, 2506 nucleotides. It is a transcript of the gene Dr, whose product is annotated as muscle segmentation homeobox. NCBI's taxonomy places the organism in Eukaryota, Metazoa, Arthropoda, Insecta, Diptera, Drosophilidae. The coding region runs from base 263 to 1771 and encodes 502 amino acids. Gene Ontology annotation, molecular function: RNA polymerase II transcription regulatory region sequence-specific DNA binding; DNA-binding transcription factor activity, RNA polymerase II-specific. Gene Ontology annotation, cellular component: nucleus. The transcript is spliced from 2 exons. Gene Ontology annotation, biological process: regulation of transcription by RNA polymerase II; embryonic morphogenesis. The record is from RefSeq and is a predicted model, not a curated record.
CGUGAUCUCAAGAGGACGUGUCUCUCUCUCUGAACAAAAUAUACAACUCUAAAAAAUAAAUAACGCCGCGUGUAUCUGUGUGUGCGUUCUCGACGAGACAGUGUGUGUGUGUUUUAAGCGCGUGUGAUUAACAAGCGCAUUAAUUAAGAGUUAAUCGAAAACAAAUUAACAGCAGGCCAUGUCUCAAUGAAACAAUAAACCGCCAUUCAAAGCAAACGUAUCACAGUGAACAGUCGGUAAAAACAAUCGAGAAAGAGGCUUUAUGUUAAAGCUCAGCCCAGCGAGCAUGACAGUUACCGGUCUGCGACAGACGAUGACCAGCCCCACGGUGCCGCCGAGUAGCAACACACCCGCGGGCAACAUUACCAGCAGCAGCAGCAACAACAACAUGAGCGGGAGCAACAUCAGCAACACCCAAAUCCUAAGUCCAGCUCACCCGGCUGGCCUCAAUCCCCUGGCCAGUCCCACCUCGCCGUCGGCACUGCUGCUGGCCCACCAGCAGCAUCUGUUGCAGCAGCACCAGCAACACCAGCACCAGCAGCAGCAGCAACAGCAGCAGCAGGCGGCCCUCCAGCUGGCUGCAGUGCAUCCGCCGGCCCAUCACCUGCACAAGACCACCUCCCGACUGAGCAACUUUAGUGUGGCCUCCUUACUGGCGGAUACCAGACCUAGAACGCCACCAAACCAGGGAGGAGAUGCACCCCAAAACCUCACCAGUUCGGCGGCCACCUCACCCAUUUCCCAGGCCAGCAGCACUCCACCUCCGCCGGUGUCUUCGGCGGCACAGGUUCCCGCCAACACCUUCCAUCCCGCCGCCGUGGCGCACCACGCCCACUUGCUGCAGGCCGCCCAUGCGGCAGCAGCGGCUCAUGCUCAGCACCAGGUGAUGGCCGCCCAACUGAGGCAGCAGCAGCAGCAAGCGGAUGCCCGGGCCAACUCCCCACCCGCCUCCACGACAUCCACGCCCAGCUCCACACCCAUAGGAUCAGCUCAAGGAUCCGGAAUCGUAGCCUCCACUCCCGCCAAAAACGAACGCCAUUCGCCAAUGGGCAGUCACACAGACUCCGAGCUGGAGUACGACGACGAAAUGCUGCAGGAUCAUGAACCCGAUCAUGACGAGGAGGAGGACUCUAUUGUGGAUAUCGAGGACAUGAAUGCCGACGACUCUCCCAGAUCGACGCCCGACGGCUUGGACGGCAGCGGCAAGUCAAUGGAAUCUCCGCACGGUCCUCCGCCGGGAUCGCAUAUGCAGUCAGCAAUUCUUUCGCCGGCGGCCUUGGCCUCCGGUCAUGUGCCCAUCCGCCCGACUCCUUUCAGUGCCCUAGCAGCGGCGGUUUGGACGGGAAUGGGAACCGGAGUGCCGUGGCCAGGGGCCAGACAAAUGGCGCCUUUCGGACCGCCUGGCAUGUUUCCGGGAGCUGGAUUCGGUGGAGAUGCCAACGAACCGCCGCGGAUCAAGUGCAACUUGCGGAAACACAAGCCCAACCGGAAGCCCCGCACACCCUUCACCACACAGCAGCUGCUCUCGCUGGAGAAGAAGUUCCGGGAGAAGCAGUACCUGAGCAUCGCCGAGCGGGCGGAGUUCUCCUCGUCGCUCCGGCUGACGGAGACCCAGGUGAAGAUCUGGUUCCAGAACCGAAGGGCCAAGGCCAAGCGGUUGCAGGAGGCCGAGAUCGAGAAGAUCAAGAUGGCGGCCUUGGGAAGGGGGGCGCCGGGCGCCCAGUGGGCCAUGGCCGGGUACUUCCACCCCAGCCUGAUGCACCUGGGAUAAGUGGCGGCCCAGUUGGUGGGCGACCGCCAUCGGGUGCGCCACCAACGCCCACUGAGCCACAGUCCCCAUCAUCAUCAUCAUCCUGGUAACCAAAUAGCCGCUGUCGCCGGUCCUCGAGCGGAAACCCCCAAAAUUUUGCUGUGAUGUUAGCGCAUUUUACGUUACGAUACUUCCAAAUGUUGUUUCAAAUGCACACCCUGUAAAUAACUAUAAGAAACCAAGAAGCACCCGAUUUAGCCAAUCGAACUUUGUAUAUAGCAAGAGCAAAAGCAAGCAGAAAAAUGUUUCCUAAUUGUACAUAAAUCUAGCAUGUAAACCCAAUCAAUUAAACACCUUCGUUCGUUUGUUUCGAGUAAUCAAUUGACAAAAGGAUUGAACGUAAUUUAUUUGCACAACUCAAGUCAAUAAGCGUAAAAACAACAUUAACUAAAUUCAUAUUUGAUUGUAUUGUAUUUUGCAACGUAAGUCAGUCUAGAAAAUGGAUCGAUCGUGUAUUUAAAAAAUACUUCUAAGCAUCUAAACUAAACUAAUCUAAUGCUAUAACUAUGCCGUUAAAAGUACUUUAUGAUAAUACCACAGACCUAUACAUAUAGUUCAUACAUGCAUAUUAUAUUAUGAAUACCAUAUAGCGUUAAUCCUCUGUAGUUGUUUAAUCAUAAAUCAUAAAAACAAAAAUGUGAAAAAAAUAAUACAAAAACAUGCAAAAAGAGCAGAAUGAAAAUCAUACAAAAAUCA